This is a messenger RNA of Gamsiella multidivaricata, 3142 nucleotides long. Its product is annotated as Metalloenzyme, LuxS/M16 peptidase-like protein. Gene Ontology annotation, molecular function: metal ion binding. The record is from RefSeq and is a predicted model, not a curated record. The coding region runs from base 82 to 3096 and encodes 1004 amino acids. The transcript is spliced from 21 exons. Lineage: Eukaryota; Fungi; Mortierellomycota; Mortierellomycetes; Mortierellales; Mortierellaceae.
UCAAAUAAAUUGAGUGGACUCAUCCCAUACAAUGUACAACCCUCUCUUCUUCUUCUUUUCAAGCACCGUAUAAAAUAAGAAAUGGCUUCCAACUUCAAGGUUGUCCAGGAGGUUGAUGUGAAUGGGCAUAAGAUCACCAAAUUCAGAUCCAACAAGACUGGACUAAGCGUCGUUCAUGUCGAUAACGAAGGACCUAUUGUCAAUGGCUACUUUACUCUGGCGACUGAGUCCUUCGAUGACGAUGGCUGUCCUCACACCCUGGAACACUUCGUCUUCCUUGGCAGCGAGUUGUAUCCGUAUAAGGGUGUCCUCGAUGGCCUCGCGAACCGCGCCUUGGCUAACGGGACGAAUGCAUGGACCGAUGUCGAUCAUACCGCAUACACCAUUGCCACCGCCGGAAGCGAGGGAUUCUUGAAUAUCAUGCCCAUCUACAUUGAUCAUAUCUUGUAUCCCACGAUGACCGAAGCUGCUUAUUACACUGAGAUCCAUAACGUCAACGGCGACGGUGAGAACGCCGGUGUUGUGUACUGCGAGAUGCAAGGACGCGAGAACAGCGCAUCAUCUAUCAUGGAUCUUCGCCGUCAGCGCACUAUGUACCCAGAAAACUCGGGAUAUCGCUACGAAACGGGCGGUCUGAUGUCGUGCCUUCGUUCUCUCAAGGCCGAAAAAAUUCGUCAAUACCACCGCGAUUACUACCGUCCCGACAACCUGUGCCUCAUUAUCUCUGGACGAGUUGACCAUCAAAAACUCUUGGACGCCCUUGAUCCGGUCGAGGAGCGCAUCAUCUCUAAGGGGCCACUCCCCCCAAUGAAGAGACCCUGGGUUGAUUCUCCUCAGGCCCCACUUAUGAGCAAGACUACCAAGGCAACUGUCACCUUCCCCUCAGAGGAUGAGGAUAUGGGCGAGGUGGCGAUCAACUGGUUCGGCCCUCCAAUCACUGACUUUCUAACAUUCCAAGCAUUGGACAUCAUCGAGACGUAUCUCACGGACUCGGCUGUGGCUAUCUUGAGAAAGGAGAUGGUGGAGAUCGAGGAUCCUUACUGCACAUCGAUCGACUUUCGAACUUCUCAGCGUAUUCGCGUGGAGAUCCAGCUGAGCUUUGACAGCGUUCCAACCGAGAAAUUGGAGGAGGUGGAGCCGAAGUUCUUCUCAAUUAUCGAGAAGAUUGCUCAGGAGGGCUUCGACAUGGAACGCAUUGCCGCGGUCAUCAAGCGGGAGAAGCUUAAGCUGCUCGAUCGUCUUGAGACCGACCACAUGACUCUAGCCUGGCCUUGUCUAAUCCACUUUUUGUACGGAAAGGAGGACGACAGUGAUCUGGCUGAUUUCACGAACGAUUUGGACAACCUGGAUGCAGUUGCCAAGUUUGACAAUGCCACCUGGAUCAAGUAUCUCCGCGAGUAUUACAUUGACUCAAAGAGAGCAACCAUUAUUGGCAAGCCUUCUGCAGCUCAUGCCGCCAAGCUGGCUGAAGAUGAGGCCAAGCGCAUUGAGGAACAGCGAGAGCAGCUCGGCCCAGAAAAGCUGAAGGAGCUGGAAGAGGAACUGCAGAAGCACAGAGCCCAAAAUGACAUCCCUGUUCCAGCAGAGAUUUUUGAUAACUUCCCUAUCCCUAGCGCCAAGGGCAUUGAGAUGAUCGAGGUCCUUACUGGACGCAGCCAGCCUAGCUCUAAUUUCAACAACGAGAUUCAGAAACACUUGGAUAACGAUGCCUCCAAGAUUCCUUAUUUUAUUGAAUUUGAUCAUAUCAAAUCCGAGUUUGUGGAACUCACGCUGUUCUUCACCUCGACGGAGCUGCCACCAAGACUCCGCCCUUACUUGGAUAUCUACUUUGAGUCGUUCUACUCGCUGCCCCUGGUUGAUCCCGCCACUGGCAAGGAGACCCACUUUGAGGACGUUGUCAGGAUGUUGGACAAUGACACCGUCAGCCGCGGAUGCGGCGCUGGCGUGUCUAAUGCGUUUCGUCAGCUCGCCUUGGUCGUGCUGAAGACUGAGCGCGCCAAGUACAGCGAGGGCAUUGCUUGGUUGAACAAGAUGACUUGGAACACUCGCUUCGAUGCGGAUCGUCUGAAGGUGAUUGCUACCAAGCUGCUGAACGAUAUCCCUGGCCAGAAGCGCGAUGGAGCAAGGAUGUCUAGAGCCUGCAUGGAUGUCAUUGCGUAUGAUCAUGACAACUCCAACACUGCGGCUUUAAACGUGCUGGAACAGGCCAAGUUUUUGCCUGACGUGAUCAAGCAGCUGGAGCAGGAGCCUGAAGCAGUCAUCAAGGCCAUGAUAGAGCUCCGCGAAAUUCUAACCCAUCCCGCCAAUAUUCAUAUCCAAGUCCAAGGCAACAUCUUGAACCAGAAUGAACCCAAGACCGCCUGGGCCAAGAACUUUGGGCUCAAGAACGCAGCUACCACCCUGGCCCCCAUCCCCUUCUCGAGCCAGGUGUGGAGUGAGGCUGGCAAGGCGCCUGGAAUGAAGGGCUAUGUGGUCAACAUGCCCUCAAUCGAAAGCUCUUUUGCCUCUCAUGUGGCACGCGGUCCAACUGAAUUCCUGGAUCCCGACUAUCCCGCCCUGCUGGUACUGUCUGAGUGUUUGGAUACGCUUGAGGGACCUUUCUGGAAACAGCUCCGUGGAAGCGGCGCCGUUUACGGUGCCAACCUCCGCGUCGAUAUUGAGUCAGGCUUCCUCUCAUUCACGAUCUACCGCUCUCCUGACGCCUUGAGGGCAUACAACCUCGCCAAAAAAAUCGUCGAUGACUAUGCCUCUGGAAAAUCCAAGUUCACGAAGCAGGAGCUCGAGGGUGCCAAGGCUAGUAUUGUGUACAGAAUCGUUCGCAAGGAGGAGACCAUUUCUUCGGCCGCCACCGAGUCCUUUGUCAACCAAGUCCUGAAGAAGGUCUCGGCCAACUAUAACAAGGAGUUCUUGGAACGCGUCCAGUCUGUGACUCCUGGACAAAUGCAGCAUGCCAUGGACAAGUAUCUCAGCAAGGUGUUCCAACCUGAGACCUCGCUCGUCGUGGUUACCAGCGCCACGACCAAGGUCAAGGACAUCUCGGAGGGCUUUAAAAGCAUUGGAUUCCAGUUGGAGACUAAGAAUAUUGACGAUAUUUAAAUGUGUUACAGGCUAGAUGUUUGUUCGGAUAGUUCACACUGAUAAA